Messenger RNA from Chrysochloris asiatica (Cape golden mole), 816 nucleotides. It is a transcript of the gene ARGLU1, whose product is annotated as arginine and glutamate rich 1. The transcript is spliced from 4 exons. The coding region runs from base 1 to 816 and encodes 271 amino acids. The record is from RefSeq and is a predicted model, not a curated record. NCBI's taxonomy places the organism in Eukaryota, Metazoa, Chordata, Mammalia, Afrosoricida, Chrysochloridae. Gene Ontology annotation, molecular function: cadherin binding. Gene Ontology annotation, cellular component: nucleoplasm; mitochondrion.
AUGGGCCGGUCUCGGAGCCGGAGUUCGUCCCGCUCCAAACACACCAAGAGCAGCAAACACAACAAAAAGCGUAGCCGGUCGCGGUCCCGGGACAAGGAACGUGUACGGAAACGUUCCAAAUCCCGGGAAAGUAAACGGAACCGGCGGCGGGAGUCACGGUCCCGCUCGCGCUCCACCAACACGGCUGUGUCUCGGCGCGAGCGGGACCGGGAGCGCGCCUCGUCCCCGCCCGACCGCAUCGACAUCUUCGGGCGCACGGUGAGCAAGCGGAGCAGUCUGGACGAGAAGCAGAAACGAGAGGAGGAGGAGAAGAAAGCCGAAUUCGAGCGACAGCGAAAAAUUCGGCAGCAGGAAAUAGAAGAAAAGCUCAUCGAGGAAGAGACAGCACGAAGAGUGGAAGAACUGGUGGCAAAGAGGGUAGAGGAAGAAUUGGAGAAAAGGAAGGAUGAAAUUGAGAGAGAAGUUCUUCGAAGGGUGGAAGAAGCCAAGCGCAUCAUGGAAAAGCAGUUGCUCGAAGAACUCGAGCGACAGAGACAAGCUGAGCUUGCAGCACAAAAAGCUAGAGAGGAGGAAGAACGUGCAAAACGUGAGGAGCUAGAGCGAAUACUAGAAGAGAAUAACCGAAAAAUUGCAGAAGCACAGGCCAAACUGGCUGAAGAACAGUUGAGAAUUGUCGAAGAACAAAGAAAGAUUCAUGAGGAAAGGAUGAAACUAGAACAAGAGCGACAGCGUCAACAAAAGGAAGAACAAAAAAUUAUCCUGGGCAAGGGGAAGUCCAGGCCCAAACUGUCCUUCACAUUAAAAACCCAGGAUUAA